AUGGCGUCACCCCCUUGGUAUCGAAUCACAGGCUCUUAUAAGGCUGAGGAAAGAACAACAUACUCUCUGUCCAAGCUCACUCUUUCAAGGAUUUACCAACUUGCAGUUCAGAUAUUCGUAUCACUUAUUUUCCUACCGCUGGAUACAUCUAUUCUUCUCGGCCCGGCCAUUCUCAACUAUUUUCAUCUCCUACACUAUCAACAGAGACAUAAUCGACGGCUACUCUUGCAAAAUCCGCGCUUUUACCCCAAGACAAUUCUCAUUACCGGUAUCAAUAAAGCACGAGGACUCAAACUAGCCCGUCAAUUUCACUACGGCGGCCAUCGGGUCAUUGGCGCCGAUGUGGGUAUAUCGCUCAUCCGCUCCGGUGGCAGCAUGUCCAAUACGAUUUUUGCCUACUACGCUCUGUCCAGUAGCAAAUCUCUAUAUGUUUCCAACUUGAUUGACAUCAUCCACCGGGAAAAGGUUGAUUUAUGGAUUCCUUACUCCGAUAACGUGACCCCUAUUGAGGAUGCCAUGGCCAAAAGUGCGAUCGAGAGUCGUACAAGCUGCAAAUGUCUUCAUCUAAAUGUUGACUAUGUGACGCUUCUUGGUCAAAAUGAUUCAUUCAUACAGCAUGUGCGAGAAAGAGGGCUUCCGGUGAUUGAGAAACACAAUGUCCAGUCUCGAGACUCGGUUCAUCGAAUCUUGAACCGCUCGCCCAAUAAAGCCUAUCUCAUUCACAAAUCGUCCAAGGGUGCUUUGCGGGACGCUGUUGCCUUACCCAAAAGUACUCCUAGUCAAACAUACACGGAGGUCAGUAUGAUUGCUAUUUCCAAAGACAAACCCUGGGUACUCAAACAGCGUGUGAGACUGGGCAAUUACUGGGCCGAUCUUGUCCUUGUUCGGGGGCGUGUUAAAGCCAUGCAAAUCCGUCCCCUGCGUCCUCAACUAUCCAUCAAGGACAACCCCAAGAUGGAGACCGGGUUAUAUGAAACUAUCAGACGGCUGAUGAACGAUUUCGCGGAAAAGGCCGGGCCACGCAUUAGUGGACACUUGUGCAUCAAAAUCAUGGUUGAUGAAGAAAUCACUCCCAAUUCAGUAUCCUAUGUUGUUUAUAUUGGCAUCUGUCGACAAGGAAGCGGCGCCAUUUCAGGGCUGCUGGAUAAUGAUCCGCCAUCGAAUUUAUACAGCUCUUACCUGGAGAUCCUAUCUCCGGAAGUGAACGGACUCGUUGACUCCAACCUCAAAACACAAGUAUAUACCAAGUCCGGACACUCGCGGAAAUGGUCCGACUACUCGGCUGCCUUGAAUCAAAUAUACAUACCAGUCUCGUCGGUGGUACGAUUGGCAGAGACGCUCUGGAUGCAAACACAAAAACUUCGAUACUCAGUCAUGCAUGUCGUCCCUUUCGCUGAUCGACUGAAAAUGCUCUCUGUGCUCGAUCCGCUACCCUGGUGGUGGCAUUAUCACAUCAGUCAGCCGGUGAAUGGUAUAUUCUCAUUGUUCGAUGGUGAAUUUGAGAUUCAAUAG
Talaromyces marneffei is the source of this 1512-nucleotide messenger RNA. RefSeq lists its product as uncharacterized. The transcript has a single exon. The record is from RefSeq and is a predicted model, not a curated record. Lineage: Eukaryota; Fungi; Ascomycota; Eurotiomycetes; Eurotiales; Trichocomaceae. Bases 1 to 1512 code for a protein of 503 amino acids.